AAUAGAGCCGCAUAGAAUAAAUCAGUUUAUGUUUCUAGUAAAAAAUAAAAUCUCUGUUUUUGAAGAUCUAGGCGACAAUGGCAGCAGAAAGACAAGUGAUCGGUUGCCACACUACUGAUUCAUGGAAGGCGCAACUCCAAAAGGGAAAUGAAUCCAAACAGCUGAUGGUGGUUGAUUUCACUGCCUCAUGGUGUGGACCCUGCCGUUUUAUUUCACCCUUUCUGGCUGAACUGGCCAAGAAGUAUCCUAAUGUCAUGUUUCUCAAGGUGGACGUGGAUGAAUUGAAGGAAGUUGCUGCUGAAUGGGGUGUGGAGGCUAUGCCAACUUUCUUGUUCCUCAAGGGAGGAGAGAAAGUUGGCACAGUGGUUGGUGCAAAGAAAGAAGAGCUUGAGCAGACUGUGAUAAAACAUAUGCCUACUGCUACUGCUUCUGCUUGAUGGAGAUGAUUAUUAGUACUAUCUUAUCAUGUUUUGAGGAACUUAUUAUCACAGACAAGCAUCUUUGAUGUGCUGGUAUUAAUAAACACAUCUCUAUGUUAUAAGUUUGUUUCUAUAUCAUUCGAGGUAUUUUUAUGUCCUUAA
This is a messenger RNA of Hibiscus syriacus, 581 nucleotides long. Its product is annotated as thioredoxin H-type-like. Bases 78 to 437 code for a protein of 119 amino acids. NCBI's taxonomy places the organism in Eukaryota, Viridiplantae, Streptophyta, Magnoliopsida, Malvales, Malvaceae. The record is from RefSeq and is a predicted model, not a curated record. The transcript is spliced from 3 exons.